GUCUUAUCCAUCGAAAAAACACUACAACAUCAACAGAAUGAAGCGCGCUAUGAUUACAUCAAGUCUCCGGGCGAAUGCGACAAGAAGUGCCUUUCAUACAAUCGCUCCACGCGCUUCGCCAAACGCACCCAACGCCGCGAAACCUCAGCCAAGUCAAGCUCAACCAAGAACGACAGAUGAGUCAAGCAAAGAAGUGUCAACAACAAAGAUGGCGCCUCGAAAAAAGACCAGUGCGGAACUUGAUCAGGAACUGAGGGAGAAAUUGGAGGGUAUGUCUGGUGAAGGAGGAGGUGCGGGGGUAGAGUAUGAGAAUGGCAGGGCGGAGGGAUUGAAGAGAGGCGUCAAGUCGAAUAUGUUUCGGGUGAUAUGAUUGUUGGAAGUCUACUCCUUCUUAUUCCUGUACAGUAUUUUCGGGCUCCUAUCAGCAGGAUAUCUACGGUCAAAACAUUUUGUUCUUGUUCUGUAAAUACGAAUCCAAUUCAUCCUGUUCGCAA
Fusarium odoratissimum NRRL 54006 is the source of this 494-nucleotide messenger RNA. RefSeq lists its product as uncharacterized. The transcript has a single exon. The coding region runs from base 38 to 370 and encodes 110 amino acids. The record is from RefSeq and is a predicted model, not a curated record. NCBI's taxonomy places the organism in Eukaryota, Fungi, Ascomycota, Sordariomycetes, Hypocreales, Nectriaceae.